GAGAGAGAGAGAGAAAGAAGAAGUCACUGUGUAACUGUGCUGGGACCUUCAGAAAUUCUAAUGAUGAAAGACAGCAUGCGGGCCCUCACUUCCCCUUUCUGCACAGUGCAGGCCUGGGCGCCCGCCACCAGACGGGAGCAGUCCUCCCUGGGGAGCCCAAAGCAAACAUGGAUCAAGAAGCCGUGGGCAACAUCGUCCUGCUGGCCAUCGUCACCCUCAUCAGCGUGGUCCAGAACGGGUUCUUUGCCCACAAGGUGGAGCAUGAAAGCAAGACACACAAUGGGCGGAGCUUCCAGAGGACGGGAACACUUGCCUUUGAGCGGGUCUACACUGCCAACCAAAACUGUGUCGAUGCGUACCCCACUUUCCUUGUCGUGCUCUGGACUGCGGGGCUCCUGUGCAGCCAAGUUCCCGCUGCCUUUGCUGGACUGAUGUACCUGUUCGUGAGGCAAAAGUACUUCGUCGGCUACCUGGGGGAGAGAACUCAGAGCACGCCAGGCUACAUAUUUGGGAAACGAAUCAUACUGUUCCUGUUCCUCAUGUCCCUUGCUGGUGUAUUCAACUAUUACCUCAUCCUCUUUUUCGGAAGUGACUUCGAGAACUACAUAAAGGCAGUAAGCACCACCAUCUCCCCACUGCUUCUCAUCCCCUGACUCUUCUCUGAAGGCAGGGUCGGCGCUCUCACUGGAUCAAUACCGAAAGUCGUCAUAACUCAGCCCUUGCAAAGCUGUAGCUCCUCUUCAGACAGCUGUAAAUCUAAUGGCCAUCUGGGCUCCACAGCUUGAGUUAACCGUGUUUUCCCUGGAAGAAAAUACCUUUGUGUCCGCCCCGCCCCUUGAGAAUGGCAGUGGUCCCGUUAUCUCUUAUUCUGACCAGUUACUGUAUGUUUCUUGACUUAGCCGGCUUUCUGAAGAUGUUUUGUGGCCUCACUUGUGUGUUCCUAAAAUAAAAUGCAGAGGCAUGUUUUAGGCUG
Molecule: messenger RNA, 973 nt
Organism: Enhydra lutris kenyoni (northern sea otter)
Lineage: Eukaryota; Metazoa; Chordata; Mammalia; Carnivora; Mustelidae
Gene: ALOX5AP
Product: arachidonate 5-lipoxygenase activating protein
Exons: 5
Coding region: 168-653 (161 amino acids)
Biological process (GO): leukotriene biosynthetic process
Cellular component (GO): endoplasmic reticulum; nuclear envelope; membrane
Molecular function (GO): leukotriene-C4 synthase activity; glutathione peroxidase activity; enzyme activator activity
Source: RefSeq, a predicted model, not a curated record